CAGUGGAGGAUCGGAUUGGUGUAGAAAUUACUUUGUUCAGAAGUCAGCAGGACUCCAUUAAUGUUUUGACGUGGUGCUGCACCGCAGUACACAACCACCCGCCAGAGCAGAACAGAGAGAUUAAUAGGUGGUUGAGGGGGAAGGGGUGGGGAGUCAAUACUCUGGAAGGAAGGAAGAAAGAAGAAAUAGAAAUUAAUCCAAUCCACCACCACCAAAUCUACUUUAACUUGCCUUUCUUUCCCUUUCUCUGACUUUUAAUAAAUAAAUGUAUCACCGCAGGGCAGCAGUUGCAGCAGCAGCAUCCCAUCUUCCCAUGCGUGGUGUGUAUGCUCAUUAAACAAGAAAUUAAAUUUGAUCAUGGGUACCAGGAGAGGAGCUGCAACCUACUUAUUAUUCGUAGCGGUUGCAGCUGGAAUGAUCUGCUCGAUCAUGGGAGGAGGAGUUGAUCAGUCAUCAAGCCCAAUGCGAGGGAGAAUUCAUUCUUUCCGCUCUCAUCUGCGGAGAAUGCAAGCGUCGGCUCCGUCAGGUGGGGGUGGGGGUGGGGCGAGCCCGGUCGUGUAUCAUGUGACAUCUUACGGCGCCGACCCAACAGGGGAAUCAGACAGCACCGACGCGAUCCUGGGAGCCAUCUCAGAUGCAGCAGCAGCAGCGGCAGCAGCGAAAGCGAAAGGGCCCGGAAAGGAGGGGUCCUUGAUGGACGGGAUCGUGAACCUUGGUGGAGCCAGGAUCGAUCUCGACGGCGGCAACUACCUCAUCUCCCGCCCGAUACAGCUCCCGGUGCCUGGAAGAGGGAACUUUGUGAUUCACGGAGGCUCGCUGACAGCAUCCAGUGACUUCCCCAACGAUGGGUAUCUGAUAGAUUUAUCCCCCUCCGGCAGCAACGGCAACGGCACCGGCACGGGGUCAUCGUCGCCGCCGGAAUACAACUACGAGUUUGUAACCCUGAGGGACCUGUUCCUGGACUCGAACCUACGCGGCGGCGGAAUACAGGUGGUGAACUCCCUGAGGACCAGCAUCGACAACUGCUACAUCACGCGCUUCAACACCACGGGCAUUGCGGUUAAGGGCGGCCACGAGACCUACAUCCGCCACUCGUACGUCGGGCAGCACGCCACCGCGGGGGGCGACCCCCACGAGCGGGACUUCUCCGGCACCGGGAUCGUGCUGGCCGGGAACGACAACGCGGUCACGGACGUGGUGGUGUUCUCGGCCGCGGUGGGAAUCAUGGUUCUGGGCCAGGCCAACACCCUGUCCGGGGUGCACUGCUACAACAAGGCCACCGGCUUCGGGGGCACCGGGAUAUACCUCAAGACCCCCGGGUUGACCCAGACCCGGAUCCUCAACUCGUACAUGGACUUCGCGGGCAUUGUGGCGGAGGACCCGGUGCAGCUCGCCAUCAGCGGCACCUUCUUCCUCGGGGACGCGUACGUGCUGCUGAGGUCCGUGAGGGGGGUGGCGGACGGGGUGAGCGUCGUGGACAACAUGUUCUCCGGGUCGGGCAGGGGCGUGGAGAUCGUGCAGCUGGAGGGGGCAUUCACCCAGGUGGACCAGGUGGUGAUCGACAGGAACAGCGUCCGAGGGAUGCGGGCCAGGGCCACGGUGGCCAGGGGGAGCGUGGAGGGGGACAACGGCAACGGCACCACCUGGACUGCGGACUUCAACUCGGUGCUGCUCUUCCCGGACCUGAUCAGACGGGUGCACUACACGUUCGUGACGAACGGGACCUCCUUCCCGGUGCAUGCGGUGCGGAGUACAUCCAACAACAGGGUCGUCAUCCAGUCGAGUGCCGCCGCGCCUGCUGCCUCUGUACUGCUGCACAUCACCGCCGAUCAGGGGGAACCAGUGGCUUGGCUGCCUUCCUAGCCUAGCCUAGCCUAGCCUAGCCUAGCUUCCUUCUCACUCUAAUACCAACCACAACAAUUCCUGACUAGCUAGCCAUAUAUAAAUACUACUCCGAUAUAUAUUUAUAUAUAUAUAUUUAAUUAUUCUCCACAUAUAUAUACAUAGAUGAUAUACUCAUUCAUGUGUUAGCUUCUUUGAGCGUCUCCAACCAUGUUCUAUUUACGGUGUUUCAUCACCAUUUUUGCCGCGCCAUUUCAUACACUAAAUUU
This is a messenger RNA of Andrographis paniculata, 2111 nucleotides long. Its product is annotated as polygalacturonase QRT3. The record is from RefSeq and is a predicted model, not a curated record. The transcript has 4 exons. Lineage: Eukaryota; Viridiplantae; Streptophyta; Magnoliopsida; Lamiales; Acanthaceae. The coding region runs from base 358 to 1863 and encodes 501 amino acids. Gene Ontology annotation, molecular function: polygalacturonase activity.